Molecule: messenger RNA, 988 nt
Organism: Saccostrea cuccullata (small rock oyster)
Lineage: Eukaryota; Metazoa; Mollusca; Bivalvia; Ostreida; Ostreidae
Exons: 3
Coding region: 321-815 (164 amino acids)
Cellular component (GO): plasma membrane
Source: RefSeq, a predicted model, not a curated record
UUUUCCGUUCAUCACUCAAGAAGUUUUUGAAUUUUUUAUUUUUAAUAUACACACCGAGAACAGAGGCGUGUUGUAAGAGAACAUAACCUAUAAUUAGAGAUAUGUUUUCUAUUAACAGCCGUGGAUCGACACGUACGGUUCUACUUCGUUUGAUUCUUAAGUUCAGAAGAUAAGAUCUGAGCAAUUUUAUUUGUCUGCCCAGAAACUUCACAAAGAAGAGAAAGUUUUGCUUGAAGAAUAACAAAAACGCUACAAUUUAGUUUGAUUUAGGCUACAGACUGUGGAAUUUCGUCCGAUGGGUCCUCCAUUUUUUAGGAUCUAUGGAAGAUUUUUUAGACGUCCGGUCGACCCCUAAAUUGUCGUCUGCUCUCCUUGCGACAUCUGUGUUUGUUCACGUGAUUGGAUUCUCGUCCAACCAUUGGUCAGACGGAGGGGUAUUUUAUACUGGACUUUGGGAGGCGUGUAUCCUUACGCCUAGAUUCCACUGUCUGGAGGAUCCCUACUCAGCAGGUUGGUUUGGAGCUACCCAAGCUUUUGAGACAAUCGGCCUGAUUGGUGGAUUUGUGGGACUAAUCCUGAUCAUCCUAUAUAUAUUCAUAGACAAAACAGCGGGAAAUCGAGUUCUGUUCAUCAUUAGUCUUGUGGCAGUAGGGAUUGCAGCGGGGUCUACUCUCCUAGGUGUGAUUAUUUAUGGCGCGAAUGGAAGCGCCCUCUCGUGGUCAUUCGCGCUGGCUGUCAUCGCCGGACUAAUAUACGGUGUAGCUACUGCACUGAUGGCCAUUCACUUGGUCAAACCAGGCCUUGUCCAGGGAUGAUCCAGCGAAGCCAACUAUAUAGUCUGUCAGAUGAUCGAGGAGCUAGCUAACGGAUCAUUUACAGCAGGCGCAGUUCUCACCAUUACGUGAUAACGAUGAAUUAGAUAUAAAUGUAUUUUUGAAAUUUUCGUUGUAAAAGUAUUUUAGGAAAUAAAGUUACGAUUGAAUGUGUA